UACAAAAGAAAAUGCAUAGAUUUUUAAACCUAUAUUUUUUUUUCUCAAAACUAACAAUAGCUUUAACAAAGGGCUUAAAAAUAUACAUUAUUCCGUAGUGACAUAGUUAAUUAAAUACUUUUAUCGAAAUUUGAUAACAACUGAUAAACUUACAAACUAAUACACUAGGCCAGGAACAAGUACAGUGAGUAAUGAUUAGCCUUCGAUAAAAAACGACUAUGUUGCAAAAUGUACCAGUUAGUGUUAGGUGUAACCCUAGUUUUAUGUACGUUUAGUUUAGUGUUAACACAAGACAGUGAAUUGAUUUUGUCGUUGUCAGACGAAAAAUUAGGUAAGAUCACAGAAAAUUUAGUGUCGUAUAAAAGUUGUAGACUAGAUAUCGACUGUGACUUAAAUUCUUUUUGUUACAAUAACGACAAUGCAAACAACAGAACCGGGUCCUGCAAAUGCCAAUCUGGAUACGAAUUGUUAUUAAGAAAUCGCACUUAUUACGCUUGUAGAAAAUUGGCUAAAUAUAAUGAAGAAUGUGAAUUUAAUAUUCAGUGCGUCACUGACAUGGGCUCUCUAGCAGUGUGCAAUGGUGUAUGUACUUGUCCAGAAGGAACGAACUAUUAUCCAUGGGAUAAACGUUGCCAUGCAAUAAAUCUUUUAGGUGAAUAUUGCCGUACAGAUGGGAACUGCGUCCUGGAAAAUGGCUAUGCUUACUGCGUAGAUGGAAAAUGCGAGUGUAACAUUGGAGAAAUACCUACUCCUGACAGGAAUAGAUGCAUCACAGGAAGCAAACUUGGUGGAAGUUGCGCGGAUGAUGCUGAAUGCGCUGGAACAGAGAAUGCGGUCUGUCGAGAAGUCUGUAGGUGUCAAGUAGGAUACGUCAUUAGCAGAAAUGAGAGUACUUGUUUAAAAGCUGCAACGUACUUCUUGGAAACUUGUGACGAGAGCACUCAAUGCUCAGAGUUUCUCACUGACAGUGUUUGUUUAAACAACACUUGUGUGUGUCAGGCUGGAAGGCACGGGUACCAAAACAAGUGUGUGCGGACUUCGGGCAUCGGCUUUAGGUGCAGAGACGUAGAAGAAUGUAUUACAAGUACUGAACAGUCUACAUUAGUAAACUGCAUCGAUGGAGUAUGUCAGUGCUUGCCAGGAGUGGUAGAUGAAUCACUGGGUUGUUAUAAUUCCGCUUUUCUACCAAGCUUUAACAGUUACAUAGUUGUCCUUUUUUGUCUCAUCUGUUAUUUAUUUUCAUAGUCAACUUUUUUAAAUAAACUUUUUUUAAAUACA
Sitophilus oryzae (rice weevil) is the source of this 1278-nucleotide messenger RNA. Its product is annotated as multiple epidermal growth factor-like domains protein 10. Bases 229 to 1245 code for a protein of 338 amino acids. The transcript is spliced from 6 exons. The record is from RefSeq and is a predicted model, not a curated record. Lineage: Eukaryota; Metazoa; Arthropoda; Insecta; Coleoptera; Curculionidae.